Messenger RNA from Nannospalax galili (Upper Galilee mountains blind mole rat), 1539 nucleotides. RefSeq names its product ephrin A1 (gene Efna1). Gene Ontology annotation, molecular function: ephrin receptor binding. The record is from RefSeq and is a predicted model, not a curated record. NCBI's taxonomy places the organism in Eukaryota, Metazoa, Chordata, Mammalia, Rodentia, Spalacidae. The transcript is spliced from 5 exons. Gene Ontology annotation, cellular component: plasma membrane. Gene Ontology annotation, biological process: axon guidance; ephrin receptor signaling pathway. Bases 148 to 765 code for a protein of 205 amino acids.
GUCGGGCGGCGCCGGCCCAAAAGGCGGAGCCGAGCAGCAAAGAGGCCAGAGCUGUGAUCGCGGUGCCGGCUGUGCCGCGGAGAAGCCAGCAGGAACCAGACCCGGAGGAGUCCCUCGUCCCGGCCUGGCCUAGCCCGGCCCUGCGCUAUGGAGUUCCUUUGGGCCCCUCUCUUAGGUCUGUGCUGCAGUCUGGCCGCUGCUGACCGCCACACCGUCUUCUGGAACAGUUCAAAUCCCAAGUUCCGAGAUGAGGACUUCACGGUACAUGUGAGGCUGAAUGACUACCUAGACAUUAUCUGUCCCCAUUACGAGGAUGACUCUGUAGCAGAUGCUGCCAUGGAGCGGUACACACUGUACAUGGUGGAGCACCCAGAGUAUGUGGUAUGCCAGCCCCAGUCCCAGGACCAGGUCCGCUGGAAGUGCAACCAGCCCAGUGCCAAGCAUGGCCCAGAGAAGCUAUCUGAGAAGUUCCAGCGCUUUACACCUUUCACCUUGGGCAAGGAAUUCAAGGAAGGACAAAGCUACUACUACAUCUCUAAACCAAUCUACCAUCAAGAAAACCAGUGCUUGAAGUUGAGGGUUACUGUCAUUGGCAAAAUCACUCACAGUCCUCAGGCCCAUGCAGAUUCACAGGAGAAGAGACUUCUAGCAGAUGACCCGGAGGUGCAGGUGCUACACAGCAUUGGUCACAGUGCUGCUCCCCGCCUCUUCCCCUUGGUCUGGGCUGUGCUGCUCCUGCCACUGCUGCUGCUGCAAACUCAGUGAAGGUGUAUGCCACACCUGGCUUAAGGAUUGGAAAUGGGCUAAAGGGCAGGGACAAGCACCCCUGAAGUACCCCCUUGGGGCCAGUCCCACUGCUCCAGCCCUGGGAACCACUCCUACUACAUGCACAAACUGCCACCCGAAGCCUCAGAAUGGGUCAGUAUUAAGGGUUCCAACCCAAAGGAAUUCUCUGUCUCUGCUUCAGAGGGAUGGAGAAAGAAAUGGGGAAGGUUCUUUCCCUGCCAGUCCUGCCUUUAAGCCAAAGAAACAAGCUGUGCAGACCCGGCCCCCUUAAGAGGGCCCAGUGGGAGAUGAGCCAGAGGGGCUGAGGUCAUGCAGUUAGACACUGAGCUUGGCAAAGGUGCCCAUCCCAGAGAGAGCCAAGAUGUCCAGAUGAACUGACUGCUUAAGACGGCUUCCUGCAUGGGAGCCAGGUACAGGAGAGGCAGCAUGCUUGGGCUGACCCAGCAUCUCUGCAAGACUUCUACCUGUGGAGCCACCAGAGAGGUUUGUAGCCAGGCACUGCAUUCUCACCAUCCUGGGGCAGCAUUCUCUGGAGCUGUGCCAGCAGGGAGACUGUACCAACCUGAUUUUAGAGUAUAGCUAUAAGGGCAGUGCCCAUGUGUACAGUCUGCCUAGAGUGGAGCCUAAAGGGCGGGACCCAUAUGUACAGUAUCUGUAUAUGAACUUGCUGUAUGUCUGCUGAUUUCUACAACUGGAGUUUUUUUAUACAGUGUUCUUUGACUCAUAAUAAAGCAAUGUUUUUGUUUUUAUUGA